UAUUCGCGGCCGCACCUCGGCGCUCUAUACACCACAGCCGAAAAAUGCGUGAAAAUUAAAAAUACCAAAACGACUCAGGGCCGAAACGACCUGGGCCGAAUAGACCCCCAGGCUGAAACGACUCUACACCUGCUGAUGAUGGUAGACGACAACAACAUCGUGUCCCUAAAAAGUACUCUAUGUACACCCUACCCCGUAGAAUGGCCUUUGCUGGAAAAGGGAGGAACACAAGAUAUACUGAAUGCCAUUCAAAGAACAUUUGAACCAUUAAAAGAUAAACUUGCAAGAAUGAAAUCAAGGGGUCGGAAGAAUCGUGAGCAUGCAACAAAAAUUCAAGAAGGUAGUCAAAAUAUAAACCCAAGAUCUCAGAUUUUGAUUGGUAUUAACGAAGUUACAAGAGGUCUUGAAAGAGGAUUGCUUCGUUGUGUUGUUGUGUGUCGUUCAACAAAACCGAGUCACAUGACCAAUCACCUGUUGACGCUGAGUGCCACGAGAGAGACACCGGCUUUAUGUCUGUUCAGACUCAGUGAAAUUAUUUCACCAUUGCUGAAUCUGAACACUGUCAUGGCCAUUGGAUUUAAGAAAACAAGUGGUGAAAUCUCAGUAUUUGAGGAACUUGUUGAGCUGAUUGUACAGAAAACACCCAAAGUAAAUUUACCCUGGCUUCAAGAAGGCAAAAUUAGUCUAGAAAAACUCAAAAUAGAUCAUCCAAGGGAUAUACUUACUACCAGAACAGUAGUUCAAGGAACAGCCUCUAAAAAGGGAGAAACUGGAGAUGAAGGGACAUCAUCCAAGACACAGAAAAAUCAGGAAGUGGAUCAUAUUGAACCACUGCCCUUAGGGGUUAAGAGGUCAAGUGAGGAGAGUUUUAGUGAACAGCAAAAGAAGCACAUGAAAAAUUCUGUCUCGCCCAUAAAAAUAGAGUACCAGUUAGCCAAGAUAGAAAAAGUUAAAAUCAUUCCUAAGAAAUUUAAGUCAAAAAAGAAGAAAAAGAGAAAAAAGAAAGCAAAAGCUAUGUGAGUCCAUGGAGAAACAUUACACUGCACUACGGUAUUAUUUAUUAUAGCCUUGAGCAUUUAUACUGCUCUAUCCUAGUCACAAUUUUUGAGUUUUGCAAUUUAUUUUUUUGCCUGUUUUCCAUUGGUUCUAACUUGUGUUCUUUUUCAUGUAUUUAGCAUCCAUUCAAACAUGGUUCAACAUAGUAAAAAACAAGGACAUACAAAAAAUAGAGAGAAAUUGCCAAUCCAUAAAAUCAACGAAUGUUAAUUUAUUUCCAGUGUUUUUGUUGUUAGUAGUAAAUUGUUUGUUACCACCAAAAACA
Messenger RNA from Anneissia japonica, 1321 nucleotides. RefSeq names its product ribonuclease P protein subunit p38-like. Gene Ontology annotation, cellular component: fibrillar center; ribonuclease MRP complex; nucleolar ribonuclease P complex. Gene Ontology annotation, molecular function: ribonuclease P activity; ribonuclease P RNA binding. The transcript is spliced from 5 exons. Gene Ontology annotation, biological process: tRNA 5'-leader removal. The record is from RefSeq and is a predicted model, not a curated record. Bases 136 to 1020 code for a protein of 294 amino acids. NCBI's taxonomy places the organism in Eukaryota, Metazoa, Echinodermata, Crinoidea, Comatulida, Comatulidae.